AGUGCGCAACUGUCGAUAGUUUCGGUGUAUCUCUGAGGAGCGCGUCAACAGGUGAAUGUUUUCUCAGGUAAAACAGCAUCUCAGAUGAUGACGUAGUCUUUCCUGUUUAUGGUUCGUAAACGCCAGACUCCUAGAAACGUUAAUGGGACAUUUCACAGACAACCCCUGUUGCCAAAAUGAGAGUCUAUUCUCACAUAUGGCGGAUUUUGCGCAUAUUCUUGGCGACGGCGGUCACGCAAGAGAUGGACAGUCAAGAGAUCUCUGAUGCCACCAAACCCUUCACCCCAUAUCCUAUGUUCCUUCCUGUCAGUUACCAGGUGUGGGAUGCUGACUACUUCCUAUUAAAGGAGGCAGGACAGAACAUCAUGCGCAAUUCCAGCAUGCAAAGCCACACACAGCCAUUUGUUGUGCUGAGAUCGGGACGCCUCCCCAUGAUCAGUGCUACAUAUGGCCCACUCUCUACCAAACGGGAUAUUCCACUGGACUUAGUGCAAUCAGUGCAGUUAUUCUGCCCCUCACCGCCAGCUUUCUUUCUCAACUGGAGAGUCCAGUCCUUUGUCCUGACCCGCUGGGUCUAUUCCUUUUCUCCCAAAGUACGGAUGCUCUUCUACGUGGCUGGAAGGGACUGGGACAGAGGAGAGAAGGAGAAAGGUACUAAAGAUGAACUGCCAUGUGUGACUGUGUACGCAUUCUGGCAGACACAGGAGAUGCGAGGGUCCUGUGUUAUUGGAAAUGAGCAUGGGACCUGCAUGGCCGAGGUUGACCUUCCAGAGGGUUGGUUUAGCUCAGCUGAGGGUAGCUCCAGUCAAGAAGGACAAGGGCCCAGUCAGGGGAACUCUGUGGAGCUGUACUACCAGGCCCGACCCAGUGCAUAUGGCCCAUGCACUGGCGGUGGGAAGGAGGGUAAGAGGUGGGAUGUAGGGGGUGGAAAUCUUGGGCAGGCUGAGUACAUGCCCAUGACCCCCAUGCAAAGAAUCAGGAGUGUGCGGCUCCUGCAGGUCAAACAGGGGGCCACACCUGUGUCGGUGCUCAGACUGGGAGAGGCUGUGGUCAUCCAGACCUCCUCUAAACCACUUAAGAAAACGGAUAUCGCAUCCUUUUAUGUUUACAUGAGGAACUCUGCCAACCUGGACACCUUCUCUCUCAGGGCCAUGGUAAAAAAGGGUGUGUCCUUCCGCACAGCCACACCUAGCAACACAUUACUGUGGGACAUCACCCUGGACACAGGCCUGGAUGGAAGUGUUGGAGUAAUCUGUCAGAGAAAGUCAAGUGCAAAUGGGAAAAGAUUAAACAAACUCCAAGCCAUUCUACAGAUGGAUUUUGAAGUGGAAAACGUCAGCAGUCAAUCAGAGAUUCAAGUGAUAAAGUGGGAAUUGACGCUUCCUUAUGAUGUCAAAAUGAUGGGGGCAUCAGAGGGCACCAUGAGGAUCUACACCACUCAGAGGGACUUUGUAGGCCUGGCUCCUCUAGUUAUGGAUACAGAGCUGAUGAACACUGCUGUGCUGACCGGUAAGAGGGUUACAGUAGGCAUAAGAACCGUUGCUGUGGAACAGGAUGGUUCUGUGAUGGAUGUCUCUGACUUUGCGGACUGCAGCUCCACAGAUGACGAUGUUCUCAAGGUAUCUGACAGAUGCGACUUUGUCUAUGUAAAUGGAAAAGAAACCCAGGGACGAUUGCGGAUGCUGGUGAACUUCACCUACAGUUACCUGAGCGCCCAGCUGGAAAUGAAGGUAUGGUUUCCUCGUCUUCCAUUGGACAUCGAGUUGUCUGAUACAGAACUAAGUCAAAUCAAGAGCUGGAGGAUUCCCAUCAUGUCCACCAAAAGAUGCAAGGGAAUGUAUGGGAGAAGAGGUAUGGUGUGUCGGGAGACACAUGACAUUUUCCUGGGCUCUGACUGGCAGGUGGAUGUGACCAAGCUUGUGCGGUACUUCCUGAAGGUGGAUGAUGCUAACAUUGCCCAUCUGCAGGCAGGCAGGGUGCUUUCAGGACUAGAUGUGGGCACCACAUCAAUAAAGGUGCUUUCCCCUCUGUCAGAUGCUGUACUGGCAGAAAAGACCGUGAGGGUUUUGGAUGAUAGAGUGACCAUCACUGAACUGGGGCUGCAGUUGGUCAGUGGCCUCACUCUUAGCCUGCAGCUCAGCACAGGGAGUAACCGUGUCAUUAGCGCUACUGCGACCACACAGGAAGUGCUUGGCUAUCCUGAACAGGAGGCAGUGUUGAGCUCUUGGCUUCAAUUUAGCGAUGGCUCCCUCACCCCUUUGGAUAUUUAUGACUCUACUCACUACCGCCUGAUUGUGACAUCACUGGAUGAGGGCGUGAUCUCUGUGCAGGACUCGCCUAUUAGUGUUGUGGCAGAAGGUGAAGGCCAAGGAGCACUAGUGAGAGCCGAGAUGACCAUUUGUGAGGUCUGUCAAAAAUCCAAGCGCAAAAGCACUUUAGCUGUCGGCAGUGGCAGCUUAACGGUGAAGUUCCAGACAAACAGUAGAUGUCCUGAAAACAGUAGUAUCAACAAUAAUUGCAUCAACAGUGUUACAAACACUACUGGAAGCAGCUCAGGCAGCACAGGACUAUUUGCUGGUGUCACUGGGACAGAUAUCAGUGGUGAACGUGGUACUGAAGGAGAAGGAUUUUACACUAAGAAGAAGAUGCUGCAGCCAGAACAGGUUCCAAGCAGCAGUUCAGAGUCUGAGAAAUUGGAAAGUGCCUUGAUAAAGAUCACCACCACAGCCAAGUCGACAGCACGACACUCAACCGCUGGUAGCAUUGCGAAUGAUUUGGGAAUGGGACGUGCUAACGUCUAUUCAGAUGCUUCUGCCGGAGUCAGUAAACUAGGGAAUAUUUUAAAGAGUGGAAAUUUCUUUAGUACGGGUAAAGCAAGUAGCGAUGGUGGCACAGGAAUUUCUUGGAAUAGUAAUGAGGUUCCUGAGGGCUCAAUGUUAAGCACUGGAAAAACUUCUGGGAACUUAGUGAACUACAAUAACUACUCUCCACAAGUGGAAAUACCCAAUCAAGAGGCAAAAAACAAUGACUAUGAAGAUGAUGAUGAUGGUAUUGAGGGACCACUAUCUAACCGGCCUCUAACAGACUUGGAAAUAGGGAUGUACGCUUUACUUGGUGUCUUCUGCUUGGCGAUCAUAGCAUUUAUGGUCAACUGUGUGUCAUACUUAGCUAAAUUUCGGCAUAAGCAGACUCCCACUCAAGUUUCCGAGCACACUGGUCAUCGACAUGACUGGGUAUUGCUGGGAAUUGAUGCUGAGCUAAUUAUGAAUGUCACUGGAAGCCCAUUACAGCAGGAAGCUCACAACACUGCUGUAAUCGACACUGGACCAAGUACAGAACCUUGCGGAACUCACACUCGAAAGACUUCCUGCCAGGAGUCUUCAGUGUCAACUGACUCUAGUGCUGGGUGUGUAGGAACCCUUAGAGUAAAACCAAUCAGAAGUGAGUCCUUACACUCACCCACAAGUAAGAGGAAGAGGGUCCAGUUCACCACCUUCACAUCCUUGGACAGACAAAAUUCUCCCAAAAUAAUACCCCAAGAUAACUGUAAUGGCAUUAAUUGGGUGGGCAAGGAGGACAAUUGCAUGACACCUGAGGUGUCAGCUGCUGAGUCCUUGGAACUACUGUGAUUGCUGGUGCAAAUGCAGCCUAAAUGAUGCACCCAUAGAGUACAUCUCUAAAAGGUCACCUAAAUGCCUUCUUUGUUCUGGAUAAAGCACAUAAUUAAGGUCAAGACAAUCGGUACAGCUUCAUGACUCUCAAAUGGUCAAGGUUGUGACUUAUUUUCUUUAUUAUUAGGCUUAGGCCUACAAGAUGUAUUCUGUCUUAUUACGAAGCAUUAUAAAAUGGGGAGUCUUUUUUUAGGCAGCACCACACACAAACCACCUUGAGGUGGAUAGCCAAGUUCAAUUUUCAUGUUCCUUGAUGAGUUUUCAUUUGGGGAAUUUAACGAGAUUUCAAAAAAGAAAGAUUUAAAAGAGAAAAUUGUCAAUCUUUCACUUAAACCAAACACUCGGAUUGCACACUAUUGAACUAUAAUUUUUAAUCCACUGUAAGAAGUCACAGUCGACUUUUUGUUUGUUACUUCAUCUUUCCGUUUUUUAUACAAAAGUGCAUGUGAUUAAUGUAGUAGAUAAAGUUCACUUUGUUUAAAAAUAUUUUACCACCCUGCAUUUGUAUGUACAGUCUAAUUUGAAUGGUUUUGUUUUACAAAAAGACGAGGUCAUGUGUUCAGUGGUAUGUGCUACGAUGCAGAAGCCAUUAGAUUUAAUUUGAUUAGAAAUGAAAGGUGAAUUUUUAUGUUUUGUAAUAUUUAAUCUUUAAAUAUUUAAAUUGCAUUAAGCAAUAUUGGUAUGACAGGCUUUCAUGUUAGUAAAAGAUUUUGAGGUAAAUCCAAAUGUGCAGAUAAGUGAAAAUGAAUAGCACUGCUUAUAUACAUACGUAGUGCAUCUACAUUUCAGUUCAACCAGUUGUUAUAAGCCUUUGUGUUUUAUACUGUGUAAAAACAGAUUAUGAUCCAGAUGACUUGUCAGUUUCCAAAUCACCUAAAAUUAGGAUGAAAACAAUGACUUUAGAAUCACUUACUGGAACUGUUAGACCACCACCAAAAAGCGUACCUUUAGAUAUUCCGCUAUUCUAGCUUUAAAAUAUCACAAAUUCCAAAUGUGUUAAAUGCAAAUGUUUAUAUUUAAUUUAAUUGAGACAUUUAUAAAAUUAAAAGUGCAGGUACAUUAUGAAAAUAAUGUUUAAAAUACAAAUACUACUGUCUUAGCUACACAACCUUUAACAGAAUAAAUAUUUUAUCAUGCAAGUUAUAGCAAAACCUCCAAUAAAUAAACCCUUAAAUAAAGAUGCUUUUUAGAGAGAAAUUAAAUUCAAAGCAGAGCAAAAGUGUCCAGUAGAACAAUCUUAUGUUACAUUUAUAGUAAAGACAGCAACACUGUUCCUCAUUUGGGCUAUUGAAAAGUAUGCUUUUUCAUGGAAUCAGAGGUUUAACCUGUACAAUGAUGAUGCCAGUAAUCUGAUAUGACAAAUGCAUUCACGGUGUAAAUAUAUAUGAGCAUUUGAAAUAGAUUGCCACAUUAUUUUCACCGGUUUUUGGCAACUUAAUCAGCUUAUGGCUGAUUUAAGAUAAAAGCUUCCCUUUAUUCUUUUGGACUGGCCUUAAAAUGUUUUAAAAAUGUUAAAGCUAGUAAAAAUAAAGUACAGUAAAAACUUAAAUGUCCCUUUCAUUCCUGGUACUACAUAAGUAAUCAGUAUAACCCUGUGUGGUUGCUGAAAACCAUAACAAAAUAAAAUUUUCUUGUUUAUCCUAUUCCAGACACAAAGGCCACAAUUAUCUUGGCAGUCUUUGCAGAGGCUUGAAUUUUCAAAUGAAAAAUACAUUUGCCUACUCAUAAUCUCUAUUAAGUAAGAGCAUAAGUCUCUUAAGUUGUAAAAGACUUGGGACAAACAAUGAUCCCAUUGCACCAUCAAUGAAGUGUCUUUACCAACUGUUGGUAGGCUGCUCUCACUUUCAUUGGGUUGUGGCAUGUUGCAAUGUAAUUCUUUCCAUUUCUCACCACUCAUUCCUGGAGCUUGCGAUCAUCCAGAAGUUUCUUGGACAUACUUACAAAUUCCUGCAGAAACAAGAACAUUGAACAGUAUGUUAAGGCUUAAGAUGUCAAGGCUGAAAGUUUUUUAAUUUCCAGUGGCCCCUUCCUCUUGAGUUAUGGUUGUUAGAUUUACUUUGGAUUUAGGCAACAGUGAUUCUUAAUGACAUCCUUAAUGUCACUCACAUUUCUGAAAUGGAAGGUCACUUCCGAACAAUGGCAAAUAACUACUCAUUUAUACUUCGACAUCUCCAAUUAAUUGUGGCAGCUGUCCAGUCUCAAUGUGCUGUGCCAGUCAGCUUCCUCUGUAUCUUGACUAUUGCACAUUCUCAUUCCAAGUCUAAAUGUUUAAGAGAUGCAAACACUGCUGUCUUCUCAAGAUCAGGGAGAUAAAUUGGAAAAUAUGAAGAAAUUAUACCCAGUGUGGAGGGUUUCCUGUUGAGGGCUUCUAGGGACAGCAGAUAGAUCCUAUGUUCCCAUUAUGACCACACCACCUAAGUGAUUUGGGACUGUUGUUAACAGAGAUUCCUUUAAAAUAAAGUGUUCACUGUACUAUGAAAACAUAAUAAAACAACUCAAAUCUUCCUUCACAGUCCAAAAAGACCAUUUAUUGAAAUUAAACUGGAAAAACAACUUGUUCUGGGUUUAUGUUUUAACAAGGUCCCUGAUCAUUUCAGUCUGAUCUUAACAGUUUGUGCAGCACAUUUCAGCACAGAUUUAUUUUGUUAACCUGUCACAUUUAAUGCAGGCUUUGCAAAGAGACUGUUUUUGAAGGAUGGGGCAGGGCAAACUAUAUUGAACUCAACAGCAAGCAUGCAGCCCAUGAGUAAGAGUAGCAAAGCGCUGCUAUUCAUUCACAUGUGAAGUGGGCAUUUACACAACAGUCUUAAAAGUCCAUCAACAAAAAAAUUCACGGGUUUCAAUUUAAGGGUGGAAAAUGGCCAUGAAAAACUAAAUUAUGACCUAACUUAUGGUCUUUUUUGUUUUUUUCCACAUAGUUGAGACCCAAAGGCCAUGAUUUACAAAGCGGCCAUAUCUUCAUCACAAGUGCAUGUGUGACAUUGCCUCCUUUCAAUCUGACUUAAAAGACCUUCAGCUCCCAUUGACCCCCUGCGAUUUUCUCUUGUCCACGGGUAUAAUGAGAGUCAUGUUGAAGUUGGCCUCUUGCUGAUGAGAUAGGCAGGAUGUAACUUCACUUUCAGCUCAGCAGGAUACCAAAAGCCAAGAGAAAAAUGCAAGUGAAACAGUUUUAGUGUGAAAUGAAAGAGUCGUCCACAACAUGAGACCUCAGCCCUUGACACAAUACCAUAAUGAAAUCAGAGUACAAAUGACUGCAUUUGUCGGAGACUUGCCUAGAGUGUAGUGCAAGUACAUUUCAUCCAUGUAACAAUUUAUUGGUCCGUUGUAUUUAGCAAGAGACUGAAGAUCUUAUACAAGAGCUCCUAGCGCUGAGACAAGCCAGAGCAUAUACUCUAUUAUAACAGGAGCUAUAAGACAUCUCUUUGGAAUAUGUGGCUGCAUUCUGCAGUCAAAUAUUUUUGUUUAAUGACUGCUAUACUUUAUAACUGACCAUUUUUUCUGGUUAUAAUGCAGAUUCCAUUAUACAGAUUUGCUCUGUAUAACUUCAGGUUGAUCAAACCCUUCCAAUCUGAGCAUGCUACACAUCUCCACUGCAAAAAAAGGAUUUUUAAGACAAUAAUUCUUUUCUUGUUUCCCAGUAAAAUUAUCUAAACAUUAUUAUACCUUGAUUUUUUUACUUGACAAGCAAAUUUCCUUAAGAUUUUAAGUCUUGUUUUGAGAGAAAUCUAACCAGAUCUAGUAAGAUAAAUGCUUAAAACAAGAAAAAACAGUUUGACAAUGGGGUAUGAAAAAUAAACUUAAUUCAAAGGGAAAACGUCUGGUUACUUGUGUAACCUCUGUUCCCUGAUGGAGGGAACAAGACGUGUCGAUGUAGUGACACUAGGGGUCACUCUUGGGAGCCCGAGACACCUCUGGUCUUUGAUAAAAGGCCAAUGAAAAUUGGCGAGUGGUAUUUGCAUGCCACUCCCCCGGACAUACGGGUAUAAAAGGAGCUGGUAUGGAACCACUCAUUCAGGUUUUAUGCUGAGGAGCCGAUAUAAGGUCCGGCCAUUUCAGCGGGUAGUUCAGCAUUGUGGCAGGAGGGACACAAUGUCUCGUUCCACAAGUAACCAUGACAUUUCCUAUCUGUCACUCACUAGACGUUGUGUCGAUGUAGUGACACUAGGGGUCCCUAUAUGAAACGCCACAGUUGGCCGAACUGUGUUACGUGAACUGGUGGUUUGUGGUGGGCAGACUACUGUGUGCCUCAUAGCCAGCACACCAGGUCGACACGUAACCUCCCCCAACAUAUUUAUGAGUGUCGAACGGCCCUUUUUGGGGACAAGUUGACUACCCAAGAGAUAGAGACAGGCUUAACCCAGUCGUGCCCUCUUUUCCCCUUCUCUUUUUUCCACUCCCUAAAAAAGAAGGGGGAUUAUCCGACUGGGCCGCCAGGUCUAGUCGGGGGGUGUCCCUCCCAAGGGGAAGACACAGCGGAGACCACACCUCGCCCAAAGAGAUGGGGGGAUAUUUAAGUGGAAGGAUACAUCACAUGGUCUUUCCAACCAUGUGGAGAGUCUUCAAGGUAGAUCCUGCCCAAUGGGGGAGGAGUUACUACAGACAUGGAGACUGGGGCAGAGGGGCUCUGCCCAAGGAAGACGCAGUUUGCCAACAGGGAAACGAAUUAGCGGAAGAUAUAUAUCGCAUUGGGUUAGCCUUACAGGGAACCACCACAUGCGGAGCACCUACCCCAGAACAGGACUCUUAGUUAGGACGUGUACUGGGCCGGCAGCGAAUCUCUCCGAAAACUCGACUGCCACAAGGCUCGGAGGAAGUCAACCAGGGAACAAACUUGUGAACACUACUGGGAAUUAAUGGCGCACGUCUUGAGCUCAAAAGGAGGUGGAAGGCACUAUGUGCAAGCGAUACACCCGGCCGGCUAUCCCGGGCUUAUCCACUUGUGUUGCGUGCCACUACCUGGGAUGAAACCGGUUUCACCCAGAGGUUGUAGAACCUUGCAAAGGUGUUGGGUGUUGCCCAGCCCGCUGCUCUGCAAAUGUCUGUUAGAGAGGCACCCCUGGCCAGAGUCCAGGAAGCCGCUACACCCCUGGUAGAAUGAGCUCGUAGCCCUACCCGGGGCGGCAUGUCCUGGGCGUGAUAUGCCAUAGUUAUGGCGUCAAUGAGUGCUGACUUGGCUGACUGCAAAGGCACAAAGGGGGCUCUCUGUAGACCCUGAAGAACUACAGAGAGGUCCCAUGAGGGAACGAGGCGCGGUCUGGAGGGAUUCAGCCUCCUGGCGCCUCUUAGGAACCUGAUGAUCAGGUCAUGCUUCCCUAAGGACUUACCGUCGACUGCGUUGUGGUGUGCUGCUAUGGCAGCAACGUACAACUUCAAGGUGGAAGGGGACAGCCUCCCUUCCAACCUCUCCUGCAGGAAGGAAAGCACUGAUCCGAACAGACGCCACUUAAAGGCAUACAUGCCUCUCGUAGAGGGGGCCCUAGCCUGAGUGAUCGUGUCUACCACCGCAGGUGCUUAGGUCUUCCGCAUCCCGUCCAGGGGCCAGACAUGGAGAUUCCAGAUGUCUGGUCAUGGGUGCCAGAGGGUGCCCCCUCCCUGAGAAAGAAGGUCCUUCCUCAGGGGAAUUUGCCAGGGGGGAGCUGUCGCGAGGAGCAUGAUGUCCGAGAACCAUGUCUGGGUGGGCCAGUAGGGUGCUACCAGGAUGACCUGCUCCUCGUCCUCCCUGAACUUGCACAGGGUCUGUGCAAGUAGGCUCACUGGGGGAAACGCAUAUUUGCGUAGGCCAGGGGGCCAGCUCUGUCCCAGCGCGUCUAUGCCGAGGGGAGCCUCAAUGAAGGCGUACCAGAGCGGGCAGUGGGAGGAUUCUUGGGAGGCGAACAGGUCCACCUGUGCCUAUCCGAAUCGACUCCAAAUCAUCCGGACCACCUGAGGGUGGAGUCUCCAGUCUCCCCAGAGGGUAACCUGCCAUGACAGCGUGUCCGCUGUAGUGUUGAGGUUGCCCGGGAUGUGAGUGGCUCGCAGCGACUUAAAGUGCUGCUGACUCCAGAGGAGGAGACGGCGGGCGAGUUGUGACAUACAACGAGAGUGCAGACCGCCUUGGUGGAUGACAUAUGCUACCGUUGCCGUGUUGUCUGUCCGAACUAACACGUGCUUGCCCUGGAUCAAUGGCCGGAACCUCCGUAGGGCGAGCAGAAUUGCCAACAACUCGAGGCAGUUGAUGUGCCAAUGCAGUCGCAUUGUCCAAAAAGUCCAAGAGCAUCCCAUGCGUAGCUUUCGUGCAGAAGAAUGCAAAUUGUCUGCCAGUAUUUUCUGAUAACAUGCUGCAUUCAUUUGCCAUCAAUUUUCACAAGAUUCCCUGUGCCUUUAGAGCUCAUACACCCUCAAAACAUCAGUGAGCCACCACCAUGCUUCACAGUGGGGAUGGUAUUCUUUUCACUAUAGGCCUUGUUGACCCCUCUCCAAACAUAGCGCUUAUGGUUGUGACCAUAAAGCUCUAUUUUGGUCUCGUCAUUCCAAAUUACAGUGGGCCAGAAGCUGUGAGGCGUGUCAAGGUGUUGUCGGGCAUAUUGUAACCGGGCUUUUUUGUGGCAUUCACGCAGUAAAGGCUUCUUUCUGGCAACUCAACCAUGCAGCUAAUUUUUGUUAAAAUAUUGUCGUAUUGUGCUCCUUGAAACAACCACAACAUCUUUUUCCAGAGCAGCCUGUAUUUCUCCUGAGGUUACCUGUGGGUUUUUCUUUGUAUCCCAAACAAUUCUUCUGCCAGUUGUGGCUGAAAACUUUCUUGGUCUACCUGACCUUGGCUUGGUAUCAAGAGAUCCCCAAAUUUUCCACUUCUUAAUAAGUAAUUGAACAGUACUGACUGACAUUUUCAAGGCUUUGGAUAUCUUUUUAUAUCCUUUUCCAUCUUUAUAAAGUUCCAUUACCUUGUUACGCAGGUCUUUUGACACUUCUUUACUGCUCCCCAUGGCUCAGUAUCUAGCCUGCUCAGUGCAUCCACGUGAGAGCUAACAAACUCAUUGACUAUUUAUACACAGGCACUAAUUGCAAUUUUAAAAGCCACAGGUGUGGGAAAUUAACCUUUAAUUGCCAUUUAAACCUGUGUGUGUCACCUUGUGUGUCUGUAACAAGGCCAAAUGUUCAAGGGUAUGUAAACUUUUGAUCAGGGCCAUUUGGGUGAUUUCUGUUAUCAUUAUGAUUUAAAAAAGGAGCCAAACAACUAUGUGAUGAUAAAUGGCUUCAUAUGAUCACUAUCCUUAAAUAAAAGACAGAUUUUUUUUGCAUGAUCAGUCACAUUUCACAAUUUCUGCCAGGGUAUGCAAACUUCUGAGCACAAAUGUAUAUAUAUACUAACGUGCAUUACAUAAUCAAAUUACUUAACGAGUAAAGCAAUAUUUUUUUUAUUUAUUUAUUUUUUAUUUUAGACCAUAAAAUCGGAGUUACUUUUUAAAUAAAGUAACGCGUUGCUUUUAUACACCUCUACUUUCCGUAUUGCGAGAAAUCAGGAGUAAAAGUGUGCAAACUUUGGGGAGGAGACAUAGUACAUGAUGGGCGUAGUUUUAUAGAGUGUGAGGCUUGCCUACUAGAGAUGCAUAGACAAUGAUGUUGUAGUAUGUGUGCACAUGAUGGGUAUUGUAGUUCUAGAGCAUAUGAGCCAAGCUUAUCAGUGAUGGACAGAGCACAAUAAGUCUUCUUUUAGCCCACUUUGAGAUUUAUGUUUUAAAAACUGCAAAAUAUUGCUGUUAAAGGAAUGUAAAUCUGAACGCUUCAGUGGAAUCCAGUUGUACUCAUCAUUUGCAGCCGUGGAUAUGUUGUGCGCUGGAGCUUGCAUGUGCAGCCAUCAAAACCUUUUCCGUUGUCAAGACAAUCACACCUAGAACUAAGAAAUGUUGUAAGUGAAACUUUGCUUUUUUCGUGACUGAUUCAUGUACGCUGCAUUUAAAAGUAUGUAAACGGAGAAGUCUUCCCGUGGUCACGGCAUGAUUAUACAGUUACAUACAAUGUGGAAUGAUUGCUGACUGUUUGUGCAUCCAAAAUUCCGAAUAGCUUUGUUUUAAAACUGCCCAUUACCACUGCUCUAGGAUCAGUUGGCAUCCAAAUUGCUCCAUGUUAAAGCAUUUAACAUUAAUUUGUAAAUACACACUGCAUUAAAAAAUCAGUAUAUUUCUUUAGGCAGAGGGAUUAUAAAACUAUAGUCUUCCACUGGACAUGAUAUACAGGGUGAAAUACUUGCUCAAUUCACUGACUUACUGUAUGCAUGGACAGCUACCCGUAACUGGGAAAAUGGGAUGUGAAAAGCACAUGAUGACGUAUAUGAUGCAGGUUCAAGUGUUGGACUUUGCUGCUUUGGGUAAGACAGUGGUUAUUCUUCUUUAUUCACAUUGGCUGCCAUGUUGAAAGAAAAACAAAUCAUGCUUAUGUUAUUGAUUCUUUAUUGUAAAUAUGACAUGAAGACCUACUGAUUGUAGACUUUCUAAAUAUCUGUUUGUUUACUAUGUUGUUUUGACAUGUGUGUUGUACAGUAGCUAGCAUGACCUGUAAUGUCUCUUGUAUGCAGUGCAUGGCUUAUUUGUAUGGAAUGCAUAGCAUAGUAGAAAAGAAAGUGUCUGUGAAAAAAAAAGUUAAUAAAAAAAAAAAGUUACUUUAAGGAGUAACACAAUAUUCUAACAAAUUACUUUUAAAAGUAAUGUUACCCAACACUUGUCAUGGUUUUAAGUGUUUUUGUUCAUGUCUUUUAUUUUGGUAAUAAAAAUAAUUACCAUGUUUGUUGCAGUUUCAUUGUCAUUUGAUCUUGUCAUGUGUUUCCAAUGUUCUUGUGUCUUGUCUCCAUUGGUUCAUUGUUUCAUUAGCUUGUUAGCAGUCUCGUUAUCUUGUUUAAGUUCUGUGUGUUCAUUGGUUAUCACUGUCAUGUGUUCUCCCAAGUCCAAGUAUUUGCCAUUGUUGAGUAUUGUGAAUGUAUAGUUGUUGGUGUACAGCAUUCCAUGUUAAGUUUUUAGU
Messenger RNA from Myxocyprinus asiaticus (Chinese sucker), 12662 nucleotides. RefSeq names its product transmembrane protein 132D-like. Bases 177 to 3629 code for a protein of 1150 amino acids. The record is from RefSeq and is a predicted model, not a curated record. Lineage: Eukaryota; Metazoa; Chordata; Actinopteri; Cypriniformes; Catostomidae. The transcript is spliced from 9 exons.